This is a messenger RNA of Polyodon spathula (Mississippi paddlefish), 2653 nucleotides long. Its product is annotated as protein PAT1 homolog 1-like. The transcript has 18 exons. Gene Ontology annotation, molecular function: RNA binding. The record is from RefSeq and is a predicted model, not a curated record. Bases 65 to 2413 code for a protein of 782 amino acids. NCBI's taxonomy places the organism in Eukaryota, Metazoa, Chordata, Actinopteri, Acipenseriformes, Polyodontidae. Gene Ontology annotation, biological process: P-body assembly; deadenylation-dependent decapping of nuclear-transcribed mRNA. Gene Ontology annotation, cellular component: P-body.
CGGCCCCGCGGCGCGUUACGUCCCCGCUCCCGUGUUUUUGCGCGGUCUGGUCUGGAGAAAUCCGAUGUUUCGAUUUCAGUCUCUGGAGGAAGACUGCCCCCUAGAGGAAGAAAGGGAGGCGCUGCACGGCUUAGUCGAUGAAGACGAUGAUAUCGACCAGUUCAACGAUGAUACUUUCGGGUCGGGAGCCAUCGAUGGGGACUGGAGGGAAGAACACGACCGAUUGGCUGAGCUGGAUGAGAAGGUGGGUGGGUCUCCCCCUCUGCAGGCCCCUCCUCCUGCUGCUGCUCCCGCCCCCUCCUCGUUACCUCAUCUCUACUCGAGGGGGCUGGGGGAGAGAGGGCCGGACAGUCUGCUGCUGGGAGGGGAUGAGAACCUGGCCCACAGCCUGAGGAAGCUGGUGCUGAGCGCAGAGACAGACUACAGGGAACUGGAGGACCCGGCCAUCAUGAGAGCCGGGCUGCAGCAGCACAAGAGGGCGCCCCUGCAGCCCAGACCCCAGUUGAACUCUGGCAGUAUCUGGGACAACGCGAUGGGACUGGGAGGAAUGAGCAUUCCCAAACCGUUACUGUCGCAGGUCCAGGACAGCCCCCUCAUGUCAAUCAUCAAAGAGGUGGGGCUUCCCAAGAGGCCACCAAUGGGACGGGACGAGAGGAGGGACUUGUCUGAGCGAGCCCCGCCCCCGCGCUCCACCUCGCCCGUGAUUGGCAGCCCGCCGGUGACGGCAGUACCCAUCGGAACUCCGCCCAAGCAUCCGACUGGUCACAAUCCCAGCCAGCAGAUUCUCUGUCCCACGCCUGUGCAUGUCCGAGCCUCUAUGCAACAAAGAUUUCCCGGGGUUUUCAACGACCGGAUGUCUCCCAAUCAGCCUCUCAACCUUGCAAAUUCCCAGCUGCGUGGCCACACCUUCCCUCCGGGCGUCGGCCCUGUCCUCAGCCAGCUACAGCGAGCGCAGAUGAUUGGAGCGGGCCAGCCUGCCCAUCUCUCUCCCAGCCACUUCUCCCUCAACCCCGCGCUGCUGCAAGGCAGGAUGGGAGCGAUGAUGUCACCGGCGGUGGGCGGCGGGGGGUUCCGACCCUUCUUCAGUCCCUCCCCGGGACCCCCGGGGCACGGCGGCAGGGCCCCCCAGCAGUACGGCGUGACGAGGGGGGACACCACACACCUGCACCCACAGCAUCGGCGCCUGCUGACCCAGAGAAUGCAGCAGCAAUCGGGGAGGGGUCAGAACGGAGCCGGUGGGGACAGGCCACAGCGGCUCGGAGGGUCCCAGGACAGGCGACGAGACCCCUACAGCAAUCUGAUGACGCCGCGGGAGAAGGAGUGGGUGUCCCGCGUUCAGAUGAUGCAGCUGCAGAGCACGGACCCCUACCUGGACGACUACUACUACCAGAAUUAUUUUCAGAAGUUAGAGAAGCGACCCUCUCCGACGGACGGAGACGCUCACAAGAGAGAACACACGAAACUCAUCACGCCCCAAGUGGCCAAACUGGAGCACGCGUACCGACCAGUGCAGUUCGCAGGGUCGCUCGGAAAGCUCACCGUCUCCAGCGUCAAUAACCCGCGCAAGAUGAUUGACACUGUGGUCAUGACGACGCGUUCCGACGACGAGGAAAAGAAAGAGAAACAAGUCUGGAACAAACGCAGACAGAUUCUGUACACUGUGGAGAAGACGUACAGCCUCCUGCUUGAUGUUCAAGACUUUGAGAGGAAGUACCUCCAGACUCCAGAGGAGGAGAGGGGGGCGUUGCUGGAGGAGCGCCGCUCCAAACUGGGGGAGAUGUUUGAGAAUCUGCGAGGGAAGCAGACCGACGCCAACAGCCACAGAUUCUCGGACGAUCACUUCCUUCAGAUCAUGCGAGUCCGGAAAGGGAAGCACCUGGUUUCCAGGCUCCUCCCCUUCCUGUGCAUGGAGCACGCUGUGGCGGUCGUCAUGGCGACGGCCCGCAACCUGCCCUACAUCGCCAAGAAAGACGCGCAUGACGAGGUGCUGCCCUGGCUGAUAGAGCCCUUCUCUAUAGUCAUCCAGCACUUGACCAGCGGUCCGCUGACUGACUUGUUACAAGAUCUCACUGGCCUACCGGGGGGGCCCUCCGAGCUGAACAGCUAUACCGGGAACCAGCAGCAAGCCCAGUCGCACACCAGUACAGGGCAACUGGGCAAAGUGCUGCUCAGCAAGUUUGGCGUCACCCUACUCUAUCUGAUUCUCAGUCAAGGAGAGAGGCUCAUGAGCGGCGACUCAAACUCGGAGCUCGCCGAGAACAACAGAUGGACGGACCUGGUGUUCGGAGUGACUCUGGAGCUGCUGAAGACCCCGACGGCCUCUCUGGCUCAGCCAGCCUUCACCCCCCCUGCCCUGCUGUCCUUCUUCUCUCGCUAUGUGGACCGACAGAAACUGAACCUGCUUCAGGAUUAAGCUGCAAUUGUCUCCCAAGCCAAGGUAGAAGUCGCUACGAGGUGAACUUGGAACAAUUCUCGAGACCCGAGUGUCUGUCUGUCUGUUUGUCUGUUUGCACACAAAACAAGAAACGUUUGCCGCUACACAUCCAUGAAACGAAAUGAAACGAACAAUGGUCUUUUUCAGGGCUUCUCAAACCCGGUCCUGGGCGACCCCUGCUGUGGCUGCUGGUUUUCAUUCCAACCCAGCCCUCAAUUA